This is a messenger RNA of Adineta ricciae, 591 nucleotides long. NCBI's taxonomy places the organism in Eukaryota, Metazoa, Rotifera, Eurotatoria, Adinetida, Adinetidae. The record is from the annotation of a GenBank genome assembly.
AUGUUUGGUUCUAAAAAAGCUUUACUAUUAUUAGCCAAUGGCAGUGAAGAAAGUGAAGUUGUCAUUACGGUUGAUGUUCUUCGUCGUGCUGGCAUCAAAGUAACUAUUACAUCCAUUGAAGCGAAUCGUGAAGCAUUGAAAUGUGCUCAACAUACUGUCAUCGUUCCAGAUAUAUCUAUUAAUGAAUUGUCAACGGAUGAUACAUAUGAUGUAGUUGUUGUUCCCGGUGGUGAGAAGGGCUCAGAAGCCAUGGCAAAAAAUCUAGCUGUUGGAAAUCUUCUUCAGCAACAUUACGAAAAGGGAAAGCUUGUUGCUGCCAUCUGUGCUGGUCCAAUAGUAUUUCAAUCACAUAAAAUCGGUCUAAAAAAUGCUACGAUUACUGCUUAUCCUGAAUGUCAAAACGAUCUGAAAACAGACUAUAAUAUUGUUGAUCAACCGGUGCAUCAUUGUGAAUUGAAAACAGCCGAUGGUGAACGGCAUAUGAUAACUAGUCAAGGACCCGGAACAGCAUUCGCAUUUGCGUUGAAAAUUGUCGAAAUUCUCGAUGGAUCAUCGAAAGUGAAGAAAAUUCGUGAAGAAAUGCUUCUCUGA